AUGGUUUCCUCUGUUCAAGACGAGAAGCAGAGCCAGGCGUUCCCCACAAUAUACCCAGCAUGCUCAGAACAGACACACACACUCACACACACCUGUCAGUGGACACACCUGCUCUGCACUCCAGAAGCUGCACUCUCUGCCCUGCGUCCUCAGAUCCUCCAGGCUGCCAUCCAGAUGUCGCUGUGCAUGACCUCACAUUUCUGCCUGCUGGUCCUACCAGUGAUGUCACUGCUGCUGCUCUUCUCUCCUAUUGGAUGGAGCUACGAUGGCCUCACCCCAGGGUGUCACCUACACCCCUUCAAUGUUACCAUCCGCAGUGACCGUCGCGGCACAUGUAAAGGCACCCACCUGGUCUACGCCUGCGUGGGCUACUGCGAGUCCAGCGCCUUCCCAUCCAGAUACUCUGUGUUGGUGGCCUCCAACUUCACCCACAACAUCACCUCCGCUUCACGAUGCUGCACCAUCAGCAAGGACGCUAAGGUCAAAGUUCGCCUGGACUGCCCUCGAGGUCGUCACCAUGACGAAAUAGAGAUCCUGACGGCGAAGGCGUGCCGCUGCGACAUGUGCCGCAAGUCCCGCUACUGACACACCAGGACAGUAUGCUGCAUAGCCUACCAACUGUACACCAGGAUAAAUACCCGUUAGUCAGUUAAGCAGUGCAAACUCUGGUAAAUGAUUGAAAUACAAGCGUUUCAGUAAUGCAACAGUAACUAUCCUUUUUCUAUCUAUGGCCACUUGUUUUGAAUGUUGAAGAAAAUCCACUUUAACUUACUUAGCUGAAAAAAAAAUCAACCAAGUUCCUGCCAAGAUUAAAAUGGGAAAUUCACACUUUUUAAUGUCUUUAAAGAUUUGUGUGAGUGUAUCUGCGUGUUUUUUGUGUGUGCUUGUGUAAUGCGGGAUGUGGGAUGUGGGAUGUGGGAUGUAAGGGAGGUUUUUCUUGAAAACUUGACUGAUGCACAUUUGUGUUUAAAGGCUAUAUGAACCAUUCUGUCACUCACAUUUCAAACAAACCUUUUUUUUCAAAUAGCUUUGAGGCUUGGCAGACACUUCACUUUGGAAGCAACUGAAAUAAAAAAAGAAUCAACCCACCAUUCAUACUUAGUGACUCAGUAGCAAGUGUAAGUACACAGAGACAGUCAAGUCAUCUCACUGACUUGUAAAUAUACUGUCAACCUUUGGAAUCAACAUAAAGGCCAUACAUACACGUAGUUUCAUUCUUUGCAAUAACCACUAAACACAGACAAGAGACCAAAGAAUGUACAAAUCUAUUUAUAUUUAUGAAUUUGAAUUAAAGGACAUUUUGUAAAUAAUAUCUAUUGAUGAAACCAAAGAGUGUUGGAAAUGUCAAUGAAAUAAAAUGAGAAAGUAAGAGAAAUGCACUGUAUAGUUUGUGAUGAAAUUGUAUUCCAAUAAAUUUCUAUUCUGUUCUGCAACGUUAAGUAA
Perca fluviatilis (European perch) is the source of this 1443-nucleotide messenger RNA. It is a transcript of the gene gpha2, whose product is annotated as glycoprotein hormone subunit alpha 2. Bases 1 to 585 code for a protein of 194 amino acids. Gene Ontology annotation, cellular component: extracellular region. Gene Ontology annotation, molecular function: hormone activity; hormone receptor binding. The record is from RefSeq and is a predicted model, not a curated record. Gene Ontology annotation, biological process: cell surface receptor signaling pathway. NCBI's taxonomy places the organism in Eukaryota, Metazoa, Chordata, Actinopteri, Perciformes, Percidae. The transcript is spliced from 5 exons.